AUGAAGGAAAUGAGCUUACUAGAAAUACUUGCAAACAUGGAGCGCUCCCUCUGCACAACCUUGAAGUACCACAAAAAUCGCCUAAACACCAUUCUGCUCCAAGGUUCUCAAACGGGAUCAAUGGUGCAAAUGGUUGGAAAAAGACCUACCCCGCCCUUUUUAUACUACGACAACCACACGAUCCCCACCAUCCACACAUUAGGUACAUGGCUCAAAUGGCCACACGUGGCCGCACCUCCCCACCUAUUAGACGAAGCAACGGACCACACCUUGAUGCAACCCUUCACAAGUCUGCUAUCAGAGGUCAUUAAAUGCACUCCUGCUCAGCCAAUCAACCUGGGCCACGUCACCUCCACUCGAGUCUCCGAAAUUCAAAAUCUAGCGCCACUAUUGAUAUUGCAAAGACCCUUCUCGACUACGGAUUUGGGGGGCUACACUGCCGACCCCCUAAGACUUGGUUUAAAAAGAAGAGACAAAAAGGGAUUGGCUCACUCAAAAGGCAAGGAAAUCAGGCAACUCCCCAUCCAAGGUUGGCUCCUUGAGUUAAGGAGUUGGGGGGGGUUGCUGUUAAUGGCUCAUACCAUCAUGGUGAGCCGAGCCCACUAG
This is a messenger RNA of Prunus armeniaca (apricot), 606 nucleotides long. The record is from the annotation of a GenBank genome assembly. NCBI's taxonomy places the organism in Eukaryota, Viridiplantae, Streptophyta, Magnoliopsida, Rosales, Rosaceae.